CUCUGACCCGGAUCUUAACCCCCUUUCUACACGACUGAAAAAACGUGGCAAUAGAAAGAACAAAAACGUAAAAAAGGGAACUUUCAAAAUUCAAUUCUCCAAGAACUCUCUCUCUCUCUCUCUCUCUCUCCCUCCAUGAAGCUGUACCGUAAAGGAACUGUACACCCGUCGCCGGAGGUAAAAGCAGACGACAAACUUUUCUCUCUUCUCCUUCCCACCACAAUCCUCUCCCUAGCGGCGGCUCUCUCGCCGGAGGACCGAGAGGUCCUCGCUUACCUCAUCUCCUCCUCCUCCUCCUCCCGCGACAGGAACCCUAACUCUCUGUCGGAAAAUACCAAGACCCGCAAACCCCAAACCGAAGGUUUUCACCCACCUCUCUUUUACUGCGAUUGCUUCAGCUGCUACACGAGUUACUGGCUCAGAUGGGACUCGUCCCCGAGUCGCCAACUCAUUCACGAGAUCAUUGACGCCUUCGAAGAUAGGCUGGAGACGAAGAAGAGGAAGAAGAAGAAAAGAAGCGGGAAAAAUGAUCGGAGGAAGAGAGGAACAGCUUCCGUCCGCGAUGGCGGGGUUGACCCGGCCUGUCCAAGUAGGAUCAGCGAGUCGAGUCCGAGAGGGACCGAGUUAAGUGGUGGCGGCGUCGGGUCUGACUCGGCAGAGGAGCAGGGUUCCGGCGGUGGCGGAGCGGCGGAGGAGAAGGGCUCUGUCAAGAGGUUUGUGAGUUUUCUCGGGCGUUCAACCGAGUGAGAGGACGACUGAAACGAUAUCUCGGCCAAUCACUUUCCCUCGCUGGUUCUUGUCGGAGAAAGAGACACCCAUCAUCUUCUCUCUUCUCCCAUGUAACACAGGAGUCCCUGCAAUCUUGUCGUCUUCACUUUUCUUCAGAAACAAAACAGUGACAAAUAGCAGAGAAGAAGAGUAGGGAAGCAGCCUACAGAAAAUGAUAUUCGGAAGGAGAAGGGGUAUUUUAUACUGUCGAGAUGUGAAACCCUAAAAUUUGAAAUUACUAUUUUGCUAUUGGGCUUGUUGAAUAUAUGUAAUCCUUAA
Molecule: messenger RNA, 1047 nt
Organism: Tarenaya hassleriana
Lineage: Eukaryota; Viridiplantae; Streptophyta; Magnoliopsida; Brassicales; Cleomaceae
Exons: 2
Coding region: 136-747 (203 amino acids)
Source: RefSeq, a predicted model, not a curated record